Messenger RNA from Symbiodinium natans, 516 nucleotides. NCBI's taxonomy places the organism in Eukaryota, Dinophyceae, Suessiales, Symbiodiniaceae. The record is from the annotation of a GenBank genome assembly.
AUGACAUCGUUGAUCUUCCUGGUGGUGACGCAGUGGUUGAGAAUGUGGCUCUGGAUUCUGGAAUGGUCAGCGUGGCUGAUGGAACUUUGGCAGAGGUACCCAAGGAGGAGAAGAAGGUUCUUUCAUCUGGCAGCAGUUCUGCUCCUGUGGCAAUGGGACAUGGACGUGGUUGCAAGCGAGGUAAAGGUAUUGGAUGUUCUAGAGAUCCCACAAGCUGUCAGUCUUCCGAUAUCUCCGUCGACAAGCUCUGAACGUGCGACCUGGAGCACGACGGGAGUGCGGGUCAACGCGCCAGAGGCCUGGAGCGCCAAUGAAGCGCGGGCAAUGGCUGGAGAUGGCUCCGGAGGCGGCUAUGAGAAAAAGGGCGCGCUGGUGGACGCACUGGUUCUGCCACAAACUAGUGUGAUGGAGCAGGGCGAUGGCCAUCGCGUCUUGGGGCAACGCCGAAUUCAGCAAACAAAGUCGAAAACAUGGAGGCCGCAGUCGAAAAACGAGGACGUGGAGACGGAAACAUGA